Molecule: messenger RNA, 1085 nt
Organism: Telopea speciosissima
Lineage: Eukaryota; Viridiplantae; Streptophyta; Magnoliopsida; Proteales; Proteaceae
Product: probable NAD(P)H dehydrogenase (quinone) FQR1-like 2
Exons: 2
Coding region: 31-804 (257 amino acids)
Molecular function (GO): FMN binding; NAD(P)H dehydrogenase (quinone) activity
Source: RefSeq, a predicted model, not a curated record
GAUUGAGGCGGCUCUAAUUGCUCUGCAACCAUGGGGAAAGGAGGCGGCUGUGUGCCCAGUAAAAAGAAAACGUUAUUGGCCACUUCCGAUGAUCCUCCAAAGACUGCUGCGGAUGCUCCGGCAGCCAUCGACGAUAAGGCUCCCAAUAGUGAUGCUACUUCUACUCGUGAAAUCACGGUUACGGAACCACUUGCUAAGCUGAAGAUAUAUAUUGUUUACUACUCUAUGUACGGUCAUGUUGAAGGGUUGGCGAAGAGGAUGAAGAAGGGAAUUGAUGAGAUCGAGGGGGUCGAUGGGUUAUUGUAUCGAGUUCCCGAGACUUUGUCAGAUGAGAUCCUUGAGAAGAUGAAGGCUCCUUCCAAAGAUGAUUCGAUCCCUUUGAUAUCGGCGGCGGAAUUGGCAUCGGCUGAUGGGGUGCUGUUUGGGUUUCCGACGAGGUAUGGAUGUAUGGCUGCCCAGAUGAAGUCUUUCUUUGACUCUACUGGACAGUUGUGGAAGGAACAGAAGCUUGCUGGGAAGCCGGCUGGGUUCUUUGUCAGCACUGGUACUCAAGGUGGAGGCCAAGAAACCACUGCGUGGACAGCAAUCACCCAGUUAGCACAUCAUGGAAUGCUAUUUGUUCCCAUUGGAUACACCUUCGGAGCCAGUAUGUUCACGAUGGACUCCAUUAGGGGUGGUUCUCCUUAUGGUGCUGGAGUUUAUGCUGGUGAUGGCACAAGGGAGCCUACUGAGACGGAGCUUGCACUUGCAGAGCAUCAGGGAAAGUACAUGGCUGCGGUUGUCAAGAGGCUUGCCCAUGUUUGAUAACAUGCUUGGUCAGCCCCUCGUCUAUGCCACCUACUAUUUAGUGGCUCGUCCCUUGUUUAUUCAAAAAAUUCUUUUCAGAUUGUGAUUGGCUGUAGCAUUUAACGUGUUGGAAGGGUUAUUGUGAUCAAAAUGCCCUUGUUUAGCUACAAUAUCCCGUUCUUUCCAUUUUUGGCCAGUUCUGCCACCAUUGUUUGUUCAGAAAGUUGUAUAUGGUCUCAACAUAUCUUAUUUGUGUUUCAUCAUAGUAAUAAUGAAGUUGUGGGUUGUCUUCUUUUGUA